Molecule: messenger RNA, 1272 nt
Organism: Fonsecaea nubica
Lineage: Eukaryota; Fungi; Ascomycota; Eurotiomycetes; Chaetothyriales; Herpotrichiellaceae
Exons: 1
Coding region: 1-1272 (423 amino acids)
Source: RefSeq, a predicted model, not a curated record
AUGUCUGCUGUGGCUACGACUCCGUUGCCUCAAGCUCCUCGAGCUCCUCGCCGUUCAGGCAGGAAAUCCCGACCAUCAGACGCCCGUGACAGCGCUGCAGCACCAGCCGCGCCAGUUCCAGGUGUGCAGCGCAACCCCUCCCCCACCACUACAAACACAACAAAGAAUGGCAUCAAAGGUCAACACCGCAAACCUCCACAAGGCAAUAACACGUCACAGACAGAAGGGAAACAUGGCAACUAUCAACAGGAGAGGACCAAAGCAACGCCGACACCCAUGAAACCAGUUGCGUACGCCGGAUCUGCCUUCCAACAAUCCCCAGCCCCUUCAGCUCUUCCUCUUCCGAGUUUCUACUCCAAAUCUCUACCCUCCACGAGCUCCAUACCACAACAAGUCCCUAUACCAGAAGGCGCCAGCUCUCGCGAGUCGUCGGUUACACCAGGUGAUGAAUCACCUAGCAAGCGAGAAUCAACUCCAUGUGACUUCCUUUUUGAAGCUGCCCGACAAGCAAGAGCCACUCCUCGCGGUGAGAGCCCUGCUGCACGUUCUGGCAGUCUCUCUGUCGUCAAUGGAAGCCCUGCUUCUCAGUCUCCGGCACCCCGAGAGGGAGAUCCCAUGUUCCCCUUUGAGCUGGAAGGUGGUGGCAAUCCUGGAGAGGAUGGUUCAGCCUUUGCUACCCCUUACAAAGAUCGCAUAGAGGCUCUGCGGUCCACAAAGUCGACGUCUGCAGGAGGCAGGAGCAUGGAUGAAAACGAACGCAAAGCGAAAUCCGAGGCACUGAAGCAGUUGCUCAUGAAAUCAAGCGGUCGCGAAAACGGCGUCGGCAAUGAUUCCGUCACCGAUACUAACCCAUUCAAUGCCAGAGCCCCGUACAGCUCCCUUCCACAGGGCCAAGCUCGCUCCAGCUCGAACCCUGGCACACCAGUGUACAUGCAUGAGAAUUCUACAUAUCAUCCUCCCCAGAACUUUACUCCUGCGGGGUACCCAUUUCCAGGUGGUCAGAUGUAUACCCCAAAGCGAACGAACUCUUCGCGACUUCGACAUGUCUACGGAGCACAGAGCGAGCCUGAGUACGCCGAAUUGUCGUCCGAUAGCGCAGUAACGCCGCCAACGGCUUCGCGAACACAUGCUUCUCGUCAACAGCCUCAGUAUACUACAGGGCCAUCCGCAAGCCACCCGCAGAUGCCAACUCAUCGAUCUAAGCCGAGUGCGCAACAACUUGAGGACGAUUUGAGAAGAGUACUAAAGCUGGACCUUACGUCUCGAGGAUGA